Molecule: messenger RNA, 3955 nt
Organism: Neogale vison (American mink)
Lineage: Eukaryota; Metazoa; Chordata; Mammalia; Carnivora; Mustelidae
Gene: CHERP
Product: calcium homeostasis endoplasmic reticulum protein
Exons: 17
Coding region: 59-2845 (928 amino acids)
Biological process (GO): intracellular calcium ion homeostasis; RNA processing
Cellular component (GO): perinuclear region of cytoplasm
Molecular function (GO): RNA binding
Source: RefSeq, a predicted model, not a curated record
CAGACGGGGCUGGUGGGCGAUCGUGAGGCGCCGGAGGACGUUCCCUGCGGCCGGAGCCAUGGAGAUGCCUCUGCCGCCCGACGACCAGGAGCUUCGAAAUGUCAUCGACAAGCUGGCCCAGUUCGUGGCUCGCAACGGGCCCGAGUUUGAGAAGAUGACGAUGGAGAAGCAAAAGGACAACCCGAAAUUCUCGUUUCUGUUCGGAGGCGAGUUCUACAGUUACUACAAGUGCAAGCUGGCGCUGGAGCAGCAGCAGCUCAUCUGCAAGCAGCAGGCCCCAGAGCUGGAGCCAGCCACGGCCCUGCCCCCCCUGCCCCAGCCCCCGCUGGCCCCGGCUGCACCCAUUCCGCCAGCCCAGGGAGCCCCAUCCAUGGACGAGCUCAUCCAGCAGAGCCAGUGGAACCUGCAGCAGCAGGAGCAGCACCUGUUAGCCCUCCGACAGGAGCAGGUGACCGCGGCUGUGGCCCACGCCGUAGAGCAGCAGAUGCAGAAGCUCCUGGAGGAGACCCAGCUGGACAUGAAUGAGUUUGACAACCUGCUGCAACCUAUCAUCGACACCUGCACCAAAGAUGCCAUCUCGGCCGGGAAGAACUGGAUGUUCAGCAAUGCCAAGUCCCCGCCGCACUGUGAGUUGAUGGCGGGCCACCUCCGGAACCGCAUCACGGCCGACGGGGCGCACUUCGAGCUGCGGCUGCACCUCAUCUACCUGAUCAAUGACGUCCUGCACCACUGGGCCCUGACGCGCGGAAGGUCUCUCCCUCACAGCCAGCGCAAGCAGGCCAGGGAGCUGCUGGCCGCCCUGCAGAAAGUCGUGGUGCCCAUCUACUGCACCAGCUUCUUGGCCGUGGAGGAGGACAAGCAGCAGAAGAUCGCCCGGCUCCUGCAGCUCUGGGAGAAGAAUGGCUAUUUUGACGACUCCAUCAUCCAGCAGCUACAGAGCCCGGCCCUGGGGCUCGGCCAGUACCAGGCGACACUCAUCAACGAGUAUUCCUCGGUGGUCCAGCCGGUGCAGCUUGCCUUCCAGCAGCAGAUCCAGACCCUCAAGACGCAGCACGAGGAGUUUGUCAACAGCCUGGCCCAGCAGCAGCAGCAGCAGCAGCAGCAACAACAACAGCAGAUUCAGAUGCCGCAAAUGGAGGCCGAGGUCAAGGCCACCCCGCCGCCGCCCGCCCCGCCGCCGGCCCCCACGCCCGCCCCUACCAUCCCACCAACCACCCAACCUGAUGACAGCAAGCCUCCCAUCCAAAUGCCCGGCUCCUCCGAGUAUGACGCCUCAGGAGGAGUCCAGGAUCCUGCCGCGGCCGGCCCCCGGGGUCCAGGGCCCCACGAUCAGAUCCCGCCCAACAAACCCCCAUGGUUUGACCAGCCUCAUCCCGUCGCUCCUUGGGGUCAACAGCAGCCUCCCGAGCAGCCGCCCUACCCGCACCAUCAGGGUGGGCCGCCCCACUGUCCCCCCUGGAACAACAGCCACGAGGGCAUGUGGGGCGAGCAGCGUGGGGACCCCGGCUGGAAUGGCCAGCGUGACGCACCCUGGAACAGCCAGCCCGACCCCAACUGGAACAGCCAGUUUGAGGGCCCCUGGAACAGCCAGCACGAGCAGCCGCCCUGGGGCGGGGGCCAGCGUGAGCCACCCUUCCGCAUGCAGCGGCCGCCGCACUUCCGAGGGCCCUUCCCGCCCCACCAGCAGCAUCCGCAGUUCAACCAGCCGCCGCACCCCCACAACUUCAACCGCUUCCCGCCCCGCUUCAUGCAGGACGACUUCCCCCCACGGCACCCCUUCGAGCGGCCACCCUACCCUCACCGCUUCGACUAUCCCCAGGGGGACUUCCCUGCCGAGAUGGGACCCCCUCACCACCACCCCGGCCACCGCAUGCCUCAUCCUGGGAUCAACGAGCACCCACCCUGGGGUGGGCCCCAGCACCCUGACUUCGGCCCUCCUCCCCAUGGCUUCAAUGGGCAGCCCCCCCACAUGCGGCGACAGGGCCCUCCCCACAUCAACCAUGAUGACCCUAGCCUGGUCCCCAACGUGCCCUACUUCGAUCUGCCUGCGGGGCUGAUGGCUCCCCUCGUGAAGCUGGAAGACCAUGAGUACAAGCCUUUGGACCCAAAAGACAUCCGCCUCCCACCCCCCAUGCCGCCCAGCGAGAGGCUGUUGGCAGCCGUGGAGGCCUUUUAUAGUCCCCCCUCCCAUGACAGGCCCAGGAACAGUGAAGGCUGGGAGCAGAACGGCCUCUACGAGUUUUUCCGAGCGAAGAUGCGGGCACGGCGGCGCAAGGGCCAGGAAAAGCGCAACAGCGGCCCUUCCCGGUCUCGGAGCAGAUCCAAAAGCCGAGGGCGCUCUUCUUCCCGCUCCAACUCGAGGUCGUCCAAGUCCUCCGGCUCGUACUCCAGGUCCAGAUCGCGCUCCUGCUCCCGCUCCUACUCCCGCUCCCGCUCCAGGAGCCGCAGCCGGUCCCGCUCCUCCCGCAGCCGCUCCCGCUCCCGCUCGCGCUCACGCUCCAAGUCCUACUCCCCAGGAAGGAGACGUCGGUCACGGUCCCGGAGCCCCACCCCGCCUUCCUCGGCUGGUCUGGGUUCUAAUUCAGCACCUCCUAUACCUGAUUCAAGGCUCGGGGAAGAGAACAAAGGACAUCAGAUGCUGGUGAAAAUGGGCUGGAGUGGAUCUGGUGGCCUCGGCGUGAAAGAGCAAGGGAUUCAGGACCCCAUCAAGGGGGGGGACGUCCGGGACAAGUGGGACCAGUACAAGGGUGUGGGCGUGGCCCUGGACGACCCCUACGAGAACUACCGCAGGAACAAGAGCUACUCCUUCAUCGCCCGCAUGAAGGCCAGGGAUGAGUGCAAGUAGGCGCUCCACGGGCAGGAGCCGCGCCUCGGCUACUGCGUUGGGCCGUUGGGAACUUCCUGGCUCCCUGGCAGUGACAGACUGUAGGGACAGCUCAGGGGAGCGACAGAAGAGAAGGAAGACACUAGCUUGCCUAGGGAGAGGACCAUGCUCCAGAGCGUGGGCCCCGCCUGCAAACCAGCUCCCCACAGAAGCCAGAACCCACCGGAGAUGCCCCGGCCACCCAGCCACGAGCCUCCCUCCCUCACCAGAGAAGCAAGAAACACAAGAGCCUCCAACCCUGGAUACGAAGCCCCCUUGCCUGAAGGCACGGCCGUUCUGCACCUCCCCGCAGUCCGCUCUUCGGCCUGGAGGAGCGUGGAGGACGGGCCCCAGGCCGGGCGCCGCUGACACACGGAAAAACAGACCCUUUCUGACUGGCACUUACACAGGGCUUUCAUUUUUACUCCAGAUGUUUAGUUGUAGAGAAGGGCAUGUUGCUCUAAGAGGAUCCCAGUGAGAAUUUGGAACCUGAUUCCUCUUAAGGCAUGGUCAUGGCCUGUAGUUCAGUUAACUUUAGUUGUUUGAGUUGAAAUUUUUUCCCCAAACUUUAGCCACUUAUGGUCCCUGCAGAAACGAAGGUUCUAAGGAAGCUGAUCUGAGGUAUCUUCAGGUCAUGGAGUGAUGCCCUUGGAGAGCCUGUGUCCUUAGCGUCUCUGCUUGUGUUUGUCACUUAGAGGAACCCAACACCAGCGCUCGUGUGGACGGCCCACCCCGAGCCUGGCUGGGGAAAGCAAGCCCCGCCGCGCCUCGGGCCCGCCCCACCCUGCCGCCGAGGGGGCCCGGCCGGGAGGGUGGUCUGCGGGGACGGGCCGCGCCUGGCGUCUCUGGGCAGCUCGUGCAGUGCCGUCUCUUUGUACAGAACAUUUUUCAGAAAUUCUUUUCAGUAAGAUGCAGAGUCCUCUCCAACUUUUCAACCUGAUGUGAUAAAAUAAUUUGAUUUUGUUCUAGAUUUCCUGUAGCUGUGAAUUGUUUAAACGUGUCUGAUUCAGGAUAAAACGUAAACACGUGCUGUUAACGAUUUCUUGUGGAUUUUACUGUUUUGCCUUCAAAUAAAAACUUUUUUUAAAGACC